This is a messenger RNA of Rhea pennata, 1615 nucleotides long. RefSeq names its product epoxide hydrolase 1-like. The coding region runs from base 51 to 1511 and encodes 486 amino acids. NCBI's taxonomy places the organism in Eukaryota, Metazoa, Chordata, Aves, Rheiformes, Rheidae. Gene Ontology annotation, molecular function: epoxide hydrolase activity. Gene Ontology annotation, biological process: epoxide metabolic process; arachidonate metabolic process. The record is from RefSeq and is a predicted model, not a curated record. The transcript is spliced from 10 exons.
GACGCGGGGCUGCUUUGCUCAGAGCUGCAGCAACUCAAGGAGGAGCAGGCAUGUGGCAGGAGGUCCUUCCCAACGCCUGGGAGAGCAUCUUGUCCCGGAUCAGGUCUUUUGAAUAUUCUCAGAAGAAUGCAGUCCUGGUCCCUGCAGCUGCUCUGGGGGUUGGAGGGAUGCUGGUUUAUUGGCUGAUGUCUAGACGCAAGAUCAAGACUCUUGAAAUGGGUGAUGGAUGGUGGGGCUCGGGAGAAAAACCCCUACAAGAAAAAGAAGAUGAAAGAAUCCGGCCCUUCCAGAUUGAAACAUCUGACAAAGAAAUCCAGGACCUGCACCACCGCCUCGACCAGGCCCGCUACACGCCACCGCUGGAAGGGGCAGCCUUCGACUACGGCUUCAACUCGAACUACCUGCAGAAGGUGGUUUCCUACUGGAGGAACCAGUUUGACUGGCGCAAGCAAGUGGAAAUACUGAACAAAUACCCUCAUUUCCAAACCACCAUUGAAGGGAUCAAUAUCCAUUUUAUCCAUGUGAAGCCCUCCUACAUCCCUCAUGGCCAAACUGUUUAUCCCCUGCUGAUGGUGCAUGGUUGGCCCGGCUCCUUCUAUGAGUUCUACAAGAUCAUCCCUCUGCUCACGGAGCCAGCCAGGCACAGCCUUAGCGAGGGUGACAUAGUGUUUGAGGUCAUCUGCCCGUCCAUCCCAGGCUAUGGCUUCUCAGAGGCACCUCACCAGAAAGGCUUUGACACCAUAGCUGCUGCUCGGAUAUUUCACAAGCUGAUGAACAGGCUGGGCUUCAAGGAGUACUACGUACAGGGAGGUGACUGGGGUGCUCAAAUUACUACAAACAUGGCCCAGAUGCUGCCACAGUCUGUGAAAGGGCUUCAUCUGAACCUUGUCUUCAUCAGUGCAUGGGGUUUGGGAAGGAUGAUCUCCGUGAUGUUUGGGGCUUAUGUACCAUGGCUUGUUGGCCUCACCAGAGAAGAUGUUCGACGUAUAUACCCUUUUCUCCAGAAAAACCUAUAUUACCUUCUGCGGGAAUCUGGAUACUUACAUAUCCAAGCCACCAAACCAGAUACUGCAGGUUGUGGAUUGAAUAACUCCCCUGUGGGGCUUGCUGCAUAUAUUUUAGAGAAAUUCUCUACCUGGACUGAUAAAUCAUUUCUACACAAGGAUGAUGGAGGCUUGGAAAGCAAAUACCACCUGGAUGAGCUCUUGACCAAUGUAAUGAUUUAUUGGGUGACAUCAUCCAUUGUAUCCUCCAUGCGUUUCUACAAGGAGAACUUCUCCAAGUAUCCUGAUGUAGCUGCUGCUUGGAGGGUCAGCACACACGUUCCCACAGGGAUUGCAGCUUUUCCGCAGGAGCUAGCACAUACACCACGCACCUGGGCAAAGAAGACCUUCAAGAACAUCGUCACUUACUCUUACAUGCCACGUGGAGGUCAUUUUGCUGCCUUUGAGGAACCAAGGCUUCUGGCACAAGACAUCAAGCACUUUGUCAAAAAGGUGGAGCAACUGUGAACCUACAGUUCAGAUAUGUACAGAGAAUGAAAGUAUGUUGUUCUGCCACCACAGGAAGCACUACUUUGAAAGAUUAAAUAAAUCCGCUGUAGUCAGAUACAAAA